Messenger RNA from Suncus etruscus (white-toothed pygmy shrew), 915 nucleotides. RefSeq names its product ATPase H+/K+ transporting subunit beta (gene ATP4B). Gene Ontology annotation, cellular component: sodium:potassium-exchanging ATPase complex. The transcript has 7 exons. The record is from RefSeq and is a predicted model, not a curated record. Lineage: Eukaryota; Metazoa; Chordata; Mammalia; Eulipotyphla; Soricidae. The coding region runs from base 1 to 915 and encodes 304 amino acids. Gene Ontology annotation, molecular function: ATPase activator activity. Gene Ontology annotation, biological process: intracellular sodium ion homeostasis; sodium ion export across plasma membrane; potassium ion import across plasma membrane.
AUGGCAGCGCUGCAGGAGAAGAAGACGUGUGGGCAGCGCAUGGCCGAGUUCCGACGCUACUGCUGGAAUCCCGACACCGGCCAGAUGCUGGGCCGCACCCCAGCCCGCUGGGUGUUGAUCAGCCUGUAUUACGUGGGCUUCUACGUGGUGAUGACCGGCCUGUUCCUCCUGAGCAUGUACACGCUGCUGUGGACGCUCGACCCCUACACGCCCGACUACCAGGACCAGCUCAAGUCCCCGGGGGUGACCUUGAGGCCCGACGUGUAUGGGGAGCACGGUUUGGACAUCGCCUACAACAUCUCGGACCCCAGCUCCUGGAGUGGCCUGGUCCAGACGCUGCACAGAUUCCUGGAAGACUACACUCCCGAGAUGCAGAAGAACAGCAGGGAAUGCAGUUUCGACCACUACUACAUCCAGGAAAGCUUCGAGGGGCCAAACCACACCAAGUUCUCGUGCCGGUUCACCAGAGACAUGCUGGGGGCCUGCUCUGGCCUCACUGACCCCAAGUUCGGCUACGACGAAGGGAAGCCAUGCUUCAUCCUCAAGAUGAACCGGAUCGUGAAAUUCUUCCCUGGCAACAAGACGCAGCCCAGGGUGGACUGCAGCUUUGUGGAACAGCCCCACGAGGACCUGCGGCCGCUGCAGGUGGACUAUUUCCCGCCCAACGGCACGUUCAGUCUGCACUACUUCCCCUACUAUGGGAGGAAGGCCCAGCCCAACUACCACAACCCCCUGGUGGCGGUCAAGCUCCUCAACAUCCCACGGAACAAGGAGGUCGUCAUCGUCUGCAAGGUGCUGGCAGAGUUUGUGACCUUCGACAACCCGCACGAUCCCUACGAAGGGAAGGUGGAGUUCAAGCUGCAGAUCCAGGAGCAGAUCCCCGGCACCUCCACCCCAACGCGGGGGGAGCUUUAG